AUGGGAAAACGCAAGGCAGGCAAACGCCUUUCUCAACACACGAAACGCCGUAAAACAGAAGUUCCAACCAUUAAUGAGCUUCGGUAUCUGCUAGAGCCAUAUGAUGGCAGCGAAAGAGCUGACGUGGUACUCAAAGACGAAGCCAACCGCGUAACACUUCGACGAUGGUACGACUCUCUCUCUAGCGACUUCAGACGUGGACGAAAACGGAAUGCUUUAAAUAGCGAAGCAAUCCAAAAUAUCAGAAGCCCGCAGAUCCGAAUUGCAGCGCCAAUUUUGAGCCAGUUCGACCGGUGGUAUCAAGACCCAAGAAGCUUUUGGUGGCCAACCCGUGGUCAACCAGCCCUAGAAGAAGGCUCUGCCGGUGCACCAAACAGAUACGGCCGACGUUUUAUCGAAGAUGCGAUCGAGAACUACAAGAGAAUUGCCAUCUACAAGGUCCUGUGGAGGUUCACAACUGUCGCUGCGUACUUAGCAUUCCGGCGGUCAAGGCCGUCGCCUCCACGCUACAUCACAAAUGUGCAAAUCAACGAGUUCUUGACAUUUAUGGGAUGCGAGGUCACUGAGGAAACAACUGCCAUGGUUUGGUCUAUAGUAAAGGCUGGGCAGCGCCGUAUAACAUUCAGUGACCUGCUUGCGGGCACCGCAGAAAAAGAAUGUGUUGGCGAAGCUGCCGAUGAGGCCGCAUAUCUACGACAAAAAAGCGCCUUAGGGGUAUUCUUCCUGGAUGUUUUACCUGAUUCUAUCUGGGAUGAAGAGGACGGCUUACGAAGCGAGGACCUCCACAAUGCGAUAAAACACCUGCGUUCCAUCGGCAUCCUGACGUUGUUGGCCGAAAAAAAUACCGAGCGCGUGGCAGAUGCGCUUUUGAAUUUCCAACAACUAUUACUUUGGCCUGAUGAAGAUGCUCUGCGACCCAUGAGCCGUGGUUCAAUAUAUCCUGGUACUUCUACUAGCUGCAUCUCCCGACAACCGGCCCCUAGCUCUACCGCAACGUUGUUAAGAGAAAGUCAAACGAGCGAGGCAACUGCUGCGGGAGUGGCACCUGGAGUAAUACACCUUCUCGCUGCUGCCCAAGUCACAGGAAUAGCGGGCAAUAGCAGGAAGGUAUCAUCCACGCAAGAGCAACAUGAUAACUUGUCCGUGCGGGCACAUCCUCCGCAUGCAAUUUCGAAUAUCCGCAGCAUCAACGUCAAUUCCCACAGUUUCACUGCCCCUGGUUGCUUCAAUGGAUCCAAUACCGUACUCAAUACUACCGACGCUAAUUUCUCGGUGAAUAUUGCGUCAACCGAAGGCGAUCACUGCAGCCGCUAUUACGUACAACCGGAAUCAUUUGGUGAUGCUGUACCAGCUGACAAUUCCAACGGUAUCUAUGUACAGCCAGAAUCAUUCGGUGAUGCUGUACCAGCUGACAAUUCCGCUGGCUUCUAUGUACAGCCGGAAGCGUUUGGUGAUGCUGUACCAGCUGACAAUUCCAACGGCUUCUAUGUGCAUCCGGAAGCGUUUGGUGAUGCUGUACCAGCUGACAAUUCCAACGGCUUCUAUGUGCAGCCGGAAGCGUUUGGUGAUGGUGUGCCACCUGAUAACCCGGCUGUAUUCUUCACCCGAUCCCAGUCAUUUGGUGACAACAUACCCACUGAUAACUCCAACGGCCACUAUGUCGAGCCCUUCGCCGCCGCUGUUCAUAUUGACGCCACCCCAUUCGUUUGA
Beauveria bassiana ARSEF 2860 is the source of this 1710-nucleotide messenger RNA. RefSeq lists its product as uncharacterized. The transcript has 2 exons. Lineage: Eukaryota; Fungi; Ascomycota; Sordariomycetes; Hypocreales; Cordycipitaceae. The record is from RefSeq and is a predicted model, not a curated record. The coding region runs from base 1 to 1710 and encodes 569 amino acids.